Messenger RNA from Leishmania braziliensis MHOM/BR/75/M2904, 1830 nucleotides. RefSeq lists its product as hypothetical. The transcript has a single exon. The record is from RefSeq and is a predicted model, not a curated record. The coding region runs from base 1 to 1830 and encodes 609 amino acids. NCBI's taxonomy places the organism in Eukaryota, Euglenozoa, Kinetoplastea, Trypanosomatida, Trypanosomatidae.
AUGUCCUUCGCGUCGUCCCACACCUCUCCCUCCACGACCGCCUCGCCUGAGGUGCUCCUCACUGCCUAUAAGGCUGAAGCUCAGCAAUUGCGCGAUGACCCGCAUAAGGUCACUCCCAGCGACAUGGAGGGCUGUCACAGCAGCACCAGGGGAGACACUGGUGCUGCUGCGAGAGGCGUGUUCGGUGAAGCUUUGGAAGGCAAGUACCUUCUCUUGAUCAGAAAAAACAAGGACCUCACAGUGCAGCUUGGCACCGUGCAGCAACAGCUAGCCGCCGCACAGAAGGCGCUGCAGGCGGAGCAGGAGAAGACGCAGCGACUGGUCUCCGCCGUCACAGUCUCCUCGCUUGGCACUCGAGGAGUAAAGUCCAGCUCAAAGUUGCCGGCAGGAGCGACUGGCCUGGACGACGGCGGUAGCAGCAAUAGUGGCAACAAGACCAACGGUGGAAGUGGUGGGGGGAUAGCGGCAGCAUCGUCCACUGCUAUCGCGCGCGUGUACGAUCAGCUGCACCAGAAGGAGCUCGCCAUGGCUGAGGUGCAGCGGGAGAACGCCACUCUGCGCUCCCUCAUUCAACGCGAAGUCGGACUACGUGAUGACACAAGGGAAGUGGACGACCUCUUGCGCCGUGCGGCUGCCGCCUCGAGCAGCGGUGGGUCAACGCCAGCAGGUGUCGGUUGUAAGUCGUCCUCCGGCACGGACGCGGGUGGCUGGCGUGGUCGUGCGGAGGAGAUUGUCCUCCUGAAAUGUAAGCUCAAGGAUGUACAACGGGAGUUGAAGAUGGUCGUGGCGCAGAGCGGCAGUGGUCGCGGCGAGGAUGGCGUGAAUACACUGAUGGACCCGCUCGCGCUGCCUGCCUCCGUCCGCGCUUUCCUAGGCGUGGAUGCUGACCCCGCGACUGAGGCUCGAUCGAUCGCAACCACCACCACCUCACAGGUGCGUCGGCCACGCCGCGACGUCGACAGCUACGCGCGCGAUAGGCUAAGCGCCAUGCAGCACCAGCGGGCGGCGCAGCAGCGCGAGCUCAGCGCUAACCUUGAGCAGCAACAGCACGAACUUAACGAAGAGCGAAUGAAAUCGUCCGCCCUGCAGGCGCGGGUGAAGACAAUGAAGUCGGAGCUUCAUACGCUGCGCAGCUAUGUGGACACAAUUCUAGAGAAGAGCAGCACCGAUGAUGAGCUCGUUGCGGCGUACAAGACAGAGUUGCAGCGCGCCAACGAGGAAAUACGCCACUGGCGACGGGCAGCUGAGGAGACUCUGAAAGGGGCAAGCCGCGGCUGCAACAGUGAUGGCGAGACAAGUACCGCCUUUACCGUCAAAGGUAUGCGCAGUGGACUCAACAACGCAGCAGCAGCAGCGGCGCGGGCGGCAUCCUAUCGACAGGCCACCGAAGAUAAAACGAUUGUCAGUGCCGGUUGUGGGGAGGAGGGAAAGGCGUGCGCUGCGCCACUUCCAUUGUGGUCGUCUCAGUCGCCGAAGUCCUUCUCGCGGUCUUUGUACGAGUGGGUGUGCCAGGCAUGUGACGAGGUACCGCAGGAAGUGGAGCCGAAGAGCACCCAGCCGGCAGUGGAGGCCUCCGCGAAGCAGCUGGCAGCGGUGCUGCGGCACGCCUACCAACAUGUUGUGCUGGUCGAGCGGAGCACUGUAGCAGCCGCCGACAUGGCGCUGGCUGUGCCAACGAGCACUAGUGGUGAGAGCAUCUUACACAGGGAGAACACGGCGUUGAAGAGGCGCGUUUGUGCGCUGUCGGACCUGAUGGAGAAGGAGUUGCAGGCGCAGCGUGUUUUGUGGACUAUCGCCAACGCAGACGCAACACCGUCGACAACGUCGUAA